Wyeomyia smithii (pitcher-plant mosquito) is the source of this 614-nucleotide messenger RNA. It is a transcript of the gene MED22, whose product is annotated as mediator of RNA polymerase II transcription subunit 22. Gene Ontology annotation, biological process: regulation of transcription by RNA polymerase II. The transcript is spliced from 3 exons. NCBI's taxonomy places the organism in Eukaryota, Metazoa, Arthropoda, Insecta, Diptera, Culicidae. Gene Ontology annotation, cellular component: mediator complex. The record is from RefSeq and is a predicted model, not a curated record. Bases 158 to 574 code for a protein of 138 amino acids. Gene Ontology annotation, molecular function: transcription coregulator activity.
AAUUUUCUGACGUAUUUUUGUUGACUUGUUUCGAAAUAAACGCUAGCGGCAAUUUGUUUCAGAUAAUUUUAGAAAAAUUGUAGUUUUACAAGAAGUUUUACGAGCUUGAGAAUUGAGUGGAGGUGUACGUUAAAGGAGUGAAAAAAAAACAAUCAAAAUGCAACGAAGUUUGACGCAGUCCAAAGAAGCCCUGCUCAAAUCCUAUAACACUCGCUUAAAAGAAGAUGUUCGCAGUAUGCUGGAGAAUUUCGAAGAAAUCGUGCGACUUGCGAAGGGAGAAAACGAAACCCAAUUAUCAAAAAUGACACAGUGCGAGCAAGAUACUUAUGAAAUGCAAGUUCGGGCCUCAAAUAUAGUGCGUGCCGGUGAAUCUCUGAUGAAGCUUGUGUCCGAUAUCAAGCAAUACCUCAUAUUGAAUGACUUUCAUUCGGUAAAUGAUGCUAUAUGCAGCAGCUCUCAAUUGUAUCGCAAUACUCAGCUCGAUCGAGAUACAAAACUCAUGGCGGUUCGAGACGACAUGGCAGCAGAUUUGUACGAUUUGGAAGAAGAAUACUACACUAGCAUGUAUAAAUAAAGGAUAUUGAAUAGUAUUUAUAAUAUAUAUUUUUCUGUGA